AUGGCUCCUCGCACGGAAUUCAGCACUGAACAAGUGCGCAACAAGGCCCGGAAGGACCUGCUAUACAUGCUUGAGGGUGUUCGAGGGAAGAAGAAUGUUGUCUUUGAUCGCAGUUUGGUCGGCCCGAUCGGCACUAUUGUAAAGGCUACCACGCUUCAGGAAUACGGGGUUGAUAAGUUCUUUGUACUUGAAAACAACAAUGUCGAUACGAGCCAGCGCAAUGUCGUUUUCAUCGUGAGAGGCGAGUCCGGCAGGCAUGCCGAGGCAGUCGCAGCCCAAAUCAAACGAGUUCAACGUGAGAGCCAGACCGGCCAUGAAUUUCACAUCUUCUGGGUGCCCCGCCGGACACUACUAUCCGAUCAAAUACUGGAGGAAUCAGGUGUUUUGGGCGACGUGAACGUUGCAGAAUUACCGUUAUCGUUCUUUCCUCUGGAGAACGAUGUACUCUCUCUCGAGCUAAACGACUCUUUCCGGGACCUAUAUCUAUCAAAGGACAUCACUCCAAAUUUUUUAUUGGCCAAGGCUCUUAUGGAAAUCCAGCAGAAUCACGGGCUGUUCCCCCGGAUCAUUGGAAAGGGAGAUAACGCCAAAAAGGUUGCCGAUCUUCUGGGACGGAUGCGACAAGAACUGCUGGCAGGCGGGGACUCCAGCGAAGCGAACCGCGCGGGCCUAACACCAAGCACGACAAAUGACGGUGUUAUCAUUAUCGAUCGCGAGGUUGACUUCGUCACGCCUCUUCUUACCCAGCUUACGUACGAAGGUCUCAUCGAUGAGGUGUUCGAGAUACAGAAUAAUCAGACGAAGGUCGAUACUGCAAUCGUUGGUGCCCCCGCUCAAUCUCAGUCCUCGGCAGCGACACCACAGAGUCGAAAACGAACAAUCCAGCUCGACUCGAGUGACAAACUCUACGACCAGCUUCGCGAUGCGAACUUUGCUAUCGUAGGAAGCCUUCUCAACAAGGUCGCCCGCCGGUUACAGCAAGUCCAAUCCGAUUACGAGACCAAGCACAAGACCAAGACGAUUGCAGAGCUCAAAGAGUUCGUGGGCCAGCUUCCUGGCUACCAGCAAGAGCACCAAAGCGCUAGGAUACACACAGGACUAGCGGAGGAGAUAAUUAAGCACACCCGGUCGGAUCAAUUCAAGGGAUUACUAGAGGUGCAGCAGAAUAUCGCCGCUGGCGCCGACCCCUCGACCCAAGCCGACAGAAUCGAAGAGCUCGUGGCCCGGGAUACACCGAUACGAGAGGUUUUGAGAUUACUGUGCAUUUACUCAUGCAUAUCAGGUGGCAUCAAGCCAAAGGAAUUUGACCACUUCAAACGCCUGAUACUCCAAGGUUACGGCCACCAACAUAUCCUCACUUUGAACAGCUUGGAAAAACUACAACUCUUUCUAUCGCGCUCUUCGCCUCUAGCAGGGAUGAUACCAAUGACGGGCAACGCCGGACCGAGCGGCGGGGCGAAGACGAAUUAUACAUACCUGCGAAAGCAAUUGCGUCUAAUCGUGGACGAGGUUCAAGAGGACGACCCGAACGAUAUUGCUUAUGUGUACAGCGGUUAUGCGCCACUUUCUAUCCGUCUCGUCCAAUGCAUCCUGCAAAAGCAGUACCUAUUGAGCGUAACCAAAGGCGGUGGCGCAAACGCCGCCAAUGCGGCUCUCUCGUCCGGUGCCGCUACCCAAGGCUGGCAUGGCUUCGACGAUGCUGUAAAACACGUGCGGGGUCAAACGUUCUAUGAGCUCCAAAAAGGAGAGGACAAGGCUGUGAAAGCAAGAGCCCUCCUUUCCGGAAGUGGGAAUAGGCAAACGGUCUUUGUCGUGUUCGUUGGCGGCAUUACGUUUACGGAGAUUGCGGCACUUCGAUUUAUAGCCAAGCAAGAAGAGACGCCCGACCUCUCGCGGCAGAGUUCGUCUUCGAACCUGUCGUCCGAGGUUGCUCCGGAAAUAGUCGUGUGGACUGAGGAUAUGGAUCUUGACAGUCCAAGUCAGGAUGACUCCGAUAUCCUGUCGGAUCUGGAUAUGAGCAGUGACGAAGCACCCGACUUUUAUGGACUGUCCAGACAGGCUGAUGAAGAAUCUGAUGAGGAUAAUGAGGCAUCCGAAGAGGGCGGUGGAGCCCCCGAAGAUGGCGACGAAGCAUCCGGGCUUGGUGAUGCAUUGCUCGGGGAGGUCGAUGUGGCAUCGGGGAGCGUUAAUGCUGCACUAAGGGAGACCCACGAAACAUCCGAGGAUGAGGCAGCACUCGGUGAUGUCGACGAACCAUCCGAGGACGAUGAUGAACUGCUCAAGGAUGUUGAUGAGGCGCCUGAGGAAGUUGAUGGUGAACUCAAAGACGCUGAUGGGAUGUUUGAAGAUGCCAAUGAAGUGUCCGAAGUCAAUAGCACCCUUGAAGACGCCGAUAGAGCGCCCGAAGAUGCUAAUCAAGCACUUCAAGACGUCGAAGAAGCACUUGAAGUCACCAAUGAAGCCAAGGAAGUUCUGGCUGUCCCGGCAGGGGGUGAAGCAGUGCGAUCUGUCUCCUCGCCAUCAGCCUUGACCGAACUUUCCGAACUGUCCUCCUUAUCUUCAAAUGUAUCAAGCAAGGCCACGACACCUUUCGACGCAGAUGCUUCCAGAGGCCUCGAUUCCAAGGAAUAUAUCGUCUCAGAGUCUUCUAAGAAGAACCCUCAGUUUGAAGGCAAGAGACUCUCAGCCGAGAUGGGCGGUAUGAUCAUCACUGGCUUCGAUCGUGGAAACCCUAUGAAUAUUCUUGUACGGGCACAGCUUGGGAUCCCCUACCACGCCUUGACAGCCGAUACCACCAUCUACGAUAAUAAUGGCAAGCCGGUGGACAUGGUCCGAGAUCUGCUGGUAGAGAAACUCUACAACGAUUGCUUGGAUCGGGUGAGUGAAUUUAAGCACAAGUCACAACCAUCCAAAUUAAUCGAAGGAAAGCGCGAUCUCAUUGAGGAUGGCCGCGACGCUCCCGGAGAUGGCAGCAAAACCAUCAUGCAGGCAGAAGAAGCCACUGCAGCUUUGCCUCAUGCCCCUCCAGUCUCACUACAGAGUGUCCCAGAACAGGUAAAUAUGGUUCCAGUCUCAUCGGACAAAGUGACUGGCCGUGUACACACUCAGCCUGGGGUUCCUGCCACGCUCAAGGCGUCCGAAAAGGCCAAGCUCAUGGGAUGGGACGUAAAAGCGGGUUCUACCGACAGUGAUAACGUUGAUCUGAACGAUGCUGUCAAUCAGGAGGGUGCUACACUCGGCUCGGUUCUGGACUAUGCAGUAUCGCAGUACAAACAUCUCAUUGAUUUGACACCUCAAGAUUUCCGGCUCUUCAAUUGGCACGUUGCCAAUUUAGAAUACAGCAAUGCCACCAACCUCCAUCGACUCAGCCUGCCACUUUGGGACAUUGAUGCUGGAAACGAAUGGGAGGGGCAUCAUACCAUGAUUGUGGGUGGAUAUCAAAGCGUCGCCCGAGGCCUUGUCCACUGCCCAGAGCCACUGGAUGUUAGGACGAACUUUCCCGUCAAAAGUAUCAAAUACAGAGCUGAGGCUUCAAACAACGGCCCUGCUAUCAUUGAAUGUGAGGAUGGCACCGUGGUAGAGGCUGACACUGUUGUCUGCACGAUUCCUUUGGGCGUGCUCAAGCAGAACAGCAUCACUUUCGAUCCUCCGCUUCCAACUUGGAAGACAGGCGUUGUGGGCCGUCUCGGCUUCGGCAUCCUGAACAAGGUUGUUUUAAUCUACGACAAGAUCUUCUGGGAGCCUGAUAGGCACAUCUUUGGGGUCUUAAGGGAUCCUCCAAACCGCCAUAGCACAAACCAAAAAGACUAUGGAGUGAAUCGCGGCCGCUUUUUCCAAUGGUUCAAUGUGUCUAACACGACGGGCGUCCCUUGCCUGAUUGCUCUAAUGGCAGGCGAUGCAGGCUUCGAAACUGAGCAUUCCAGCAAUGAUGUUCUGGUUGCAGAGGCUACUGAGAUUCUACGAAGCGUGUUCGGAAGCGAUGUUCCGUAUCCUGUUGAGGCUAUGGUCACCAGAUGGGGUUCCGACCGAUUUGCGAGAGGAAGUUAUUCAUCCGCAUCCCCCGAAAUGCAGCCGGAUGAUUACGAUGUAAUGGCACGGCCAAUUGGAAAUCUCUUCUUCGCCGGGGAGCACACGAUCGGCACGCAUCCAGCGACGGUUCAUGGCGCAUACAUGUCAGGGUUGCGAGCAGCCUCGGAGGUGUUGGAGGCGAUGUUGGGCCCGAUCGAGGUCCCGACACCGCUCGUUCUGCCGAAGGAUUCGCUAUUGCUUCAGAAACGCCAAGAAUCGGCAAAAGACCCUCGUAAAGCUCUCCUAGAAGCCUAUGAGUUGGAAGUUUGGCACCAUUUGCAAUCACAUAUUGGACAUCGCCCAGCCCGGCCCAGCAAGCCGCCUGGUAACGCUUACAUGCUGUUCAGCAGGGACAAGUUUGAGGAGGCACGAAAGCUGUGUGAAGGAAAUCGAAAGCCCGGUAGAACUAAAUCAGCACCGAAUGAGGUCCGAGUGAUGACUUCUAAGAUGUGGAAGAACGCCUCACCAGAUGAGCGCAAACCCUAUGAAAACCAGGCCGCCGAAAACAAGAAGGCCUACGCAGAAGCUUUACUGCGGCACACAGAGGAGUCCGAGAAGUGGGACCGCCAGGCUAUCGCACUGCGGGCAGCAUACGAGAAAGAAAACCCAAAACCGGUCGGCGAUGAGAAACUCACCCCAGACGAAGGGCCAGGCCCCAAGCAUCGUCGAGUCAGACCCGUGAGCUAUGCCGAGGACCGCGAUGAGGACCGUAAUUGA
This is a messenger RNA of Clonostachys rhizophaga, 4785 nucleotides long. The record is from the annotation of a GenBank genome assembly. Lineage: Eukaryota; Fungi; Ascomycota; Sordariomycetes; Hypocreales; Bionectriaceae.